Spodoptera litura is the source of this 3361-nucleotide messenger RNA. RefSeq lists its product as uncharacterized. Gene Ontology annotation, molecular function: histone binding. NCBI's taxonomy places the organism in Eukaryota, Metazoa, Arthropoda, Insecta, Lepidoptera, Noctuidae. The record is from RefSeq and is a predicted model, not a curated record.
ACAGCUGACGGCCGACACACGGCUGACAGAACAGAAAUGUCAAAUUGAACAUGGAAAGUGCAAAAGUCUGUGUAAAGUGUAAAUAAUAAUAAACUACAAAUCGUGUGCGAAGUGUUUAUUUAUUUGACUCAGAAUUACUAAACAUAGUUUUUCAAAAUGAAUUCAGAGCCUGUCGUAAUAGAGGAUGAUGAUCUUGAUAACGGCACUGUAGUCGUCAUUGAUGAUGAUGUAAAAAUAAUUGAAAAGAAACCUGCUUCACCUAUCGUAAUAGAUGAUGAUCCACAAGCAGAAUCAAAUGAAGUGACAUAUAAUAACAAUGCGGGGACUGAAACUAACAUAUUAUCAAAAAACGAUAGCGAUGCGGAAAGAACAUUUAGAGCCAAUCUUCGCAACAACAACUUAAUGGACAUAAUAAUACAAACAUGCAUGAAUAUGCCAAAUGGAGCUGGCAUGGAAAGAGUCAUUCAGAAAACGCUUGUACCUUUAUACAGAGACUCAAAUCCAAUAUUAAAACAGUCUAAAACGUUAACUAAACUCUUAAAAAAUAUGCAUAAAAUGUUGCUGAGGGAUCCCGACCACAAAUUCUUGCAUAUAAAGACAUUGUGUGAAGAGCUAAAGUCUGGGAGAAUGAGAAAGAAAGUGCCUUUUGUUACGUUGGCUACUAAUUUGAGAGAUAAUAACAAAUUUUCAGACUCAACAGAUACUCAGACUGACAUGUGGCAUACUGGACCAAGUGAAGAAACAAACACAUUUAAUACCGUAACAGAGGUAGAGGUAGUAGAAUGUGAAGAUGACAUCCAAGAAAAUCCCAAACCACAAAAGAGAAAAUAUAAUACAAGAAGUCGAAAAAGAAAAUCCAAAACGCUAACUGUAAAACGACGUAAAAAGAUAUCUAAUACUGAUAAUACAAAGACUGAUGUUAUAGAAUUAGACAAUUCUGAUAAUGAAAAUGAUAUCUUGAAUACAAGUGUAGAGGCAACUGGCUCCGUAGCAAAUGAAGAUUGUGAAAGAACAUCCCCUAAUCCUUCUACUGGAGAAGAUUCAAAUAAAGAAAAUAAUGUAAGCAACCAAGAAAACGAUAGUAAUGAAAAUGGGGCAGAAAAAGAACAUAAUGAAAGUAAAGUAGAAAAAGAAAGUAAUGGGAAUAAAAUGGAGAAAGAAAAUAAUCAAAACAAAUUAGAACAAGAAAACGACAAAUUUGUACAUAAAAUUAAUACACACUUUUACAUUCCCUUUAUUCCAAUAAUUCAAGAGCCACAACUUCCUGUAAAUAGUACUUCAAUACAGAAUCAAAUUCUUACCUUAAAUUCUUUGAUACAGAAUCCAGUUCCCAAAGACAAUGAAAUAUCCAAAACAGUAGCAGUCAUUGAAUAUAAUGCAUCUCAAAAUGAAAACAAUCUGCGUUUAGAAGAUGACAUUGAGGUAUUCAUACCACAAACUCAUAUUCAAAAUCAGUAUAAAGUAUCAGAUGAUACUCCUAAUAGUAUUAAUCUUACAGAAACAUGUAGCAAUAACAACACUGUAAUUAAUCAAUAUAAGGGUAGCACAGAAUUUGUAAGGGUUCAAGAUAUUUUAAUUCCUACAAAUCCCAGAGAAAAUGAAAUAGAUCAAGACCUUUUGGUUCCCAGAAACCUAAUGGAAAAUGAACUAGUUCAUGACCUUUUGGUUCCUGAAAACCCCAGAGAAAAUGGAACAGAACAGGACCAUUUAGUUCCUAAAAACCCCAAGGAAAAUGGAAUGGAACAGGACCAUUUGGUUCCUAAAAACCCCAGGGAAAAUGGAAUACAUCCGAAGCUCUUGGUUCCCAGAAACCAAACAGAAAAUGGAAUAGAUCAGGACCUUUUGGUUCCCAAAAACCAUGUAGAAAUGAUUGUCUCAGAUGAUAAGCCGUAUGACCCUAAGAUUGUAGCUUUUUAUGAACGUUGUAUUGCGUCAUAUAAGAAAGAAUUGGCAGAGUUAGAAGAACUAGAAGUGACUACUGAUAGUCCAAAAUUUUCACCUUAUGUCCUGUGUGGCAAGCUCAAAGAGAAAAUAGUGGAUACUUACAAAAAAAUAUGUGAAAUCAAAGGCAGUUCUGCGACAAUUGCGAAAAGGUGUGAGAUCAGGUUGAAUGUGGCAGAAGGCCAUCAUCCGGGACCAGCUAAACAACUAGAACGGUUUCUUAACAGUACCAUCGGUGAUGACGGCUUGGUAAAGUUCCCGGACUUUGAAGAAGUGCUACAAUGCGUGUAUACGUCAAACAGAGAGGAUAAUCUUGAUUGGAAUUCUAACCAAAUUUUUAAAGAAGCCUCAGCUUUAUUCGUCCAAUGCGGGCAAGCGCUACGUAAGCGCCGACAGAAGCGAGAGUACCAGGACCUCAUGAGCCUCUUGCGGGACAAGGAUAUAGAGGACGACGACCCGGCUGAGAAAGACCCACUGUUGCUCGCUAAACUUGAAGAAAAUAAACAAAUAGCCAAAUACAAGGAAAAUGAGAUUCUAAACAGAUUUGCAGCAAUGGAAAAUCUAAGGAACCCCGUCCAUGAAGGAAAUGGUACGGUAGUAUUUGAAUCUGAUAAUGAUUCUAGCGUUUCUGACGAAUGUGAAGACGAUAUACUAUCAAAUCAAAUUGAAAGAAACCGAAAUAAGCAAGACACUCCUAGCACCGUCACUGGCCAUGCUAAUGAUAAACUUAACAUAAAUUGUGAGAGACCUAUUUUAUUGGGAGGUGAUAGUGGAUGUUGCCAAACAAAUAAUAACAAUAGCGUUAUGAAUGCAUCUUCGUAUGAAAACAGUGCCUUAUUGAAUUAUUCAUCGCAAUCUAGUUUAGUGGACAAUAUAGCCCAAGAUUUAAUAAUCUUGAGAAAGAUCGAAUCUUCGUCACCAAUGUUAGAUAAUGUUGGAAACUCAUCACCUGAAUCUACUGAUGAUAAACACUUGCCACAGAAUACUGUUGAAAUCUUAGAUAUAAAUGUAACAGAUAACGAAGUCUGUAAAGAUAAUAAUAAUUGUAAAGUAGAUAACAUAGGUAAGGAAAAAAUUAGUAGAGAUAAUAUCAAAGAAGAAAAAGAAACUAUAAAAAUUAACUUCAGUGAACCAAUAGAUAGUAUUAGUUUUAUGCCAAAUUGUAAUAAUAAUUCUAGUACUAAUACUGAUUUUAUGGAAUCGAAUAUUAAAAUAGAAACUACUGUAAAACUAGAGCGGUUAGACAUUGAAGCAAUGUUAAAAGAGCGAGGUGAUAACUUUGAAUGUACUGUAUUUGAUAUUGAAGAUCCUUUCCUAGUCAUAGAAAUAUCUUCCGACGAAUAUUCAGAUGAGGACGACUUAUAAUUAAAGUAUUUGUUUUUAAAACUAACUUUUAUUUGCUUCGAAUCCUACAGCCCCG